Exophiala oligosperma is the source of this 1858-nucleotide messenger RNA. RefSeq lists its product as uncharacterized. The record is from RefSeq and is a predicted model, not a curated record. NCBI's taxonomy places the organism in Eukaryota, Fungi, Ascomycota, Eurotiomycetes, Chaetothyriales, Herpotrichiellaceae. Gene Ontology annotation, biological process: branched-chain amino acid catabolic process. Gene Ontology annotation, molecular function: oxidoreductase activity, acting on the aldehyde or oxo group of donors, disulfide as acceptor. The transcript is spliced from 2 exons. Bases 37 to 1404 code for a protein of 455 amino acids.
GAAGAAAUCACUGUAUCAACCAGUUGAUUCACAAGCAUGAAAACUCGGGCCAUAAUCAGGCCUCUUUUGCGAGGAUGUCGAUAUAGAGAGGGGGUUCUCCUCCGAAGACAAGGGCUACGAUGGGCAAGUGAUACAUGGGCCUCGGGGCCGGCGCAAAAGGCUGGAGCAGAAUCUGUCAACUUUCCAGGGGCUUUAAACAGCAGCUUUACGGCUACGAUGAAGUUUCAUAACCCUGCCGAGGCUACAGCCAUGCCAACAUAUAGAAUAAUGGAUGCUGACGGCAACAUUGUCGACAACACCCGAGAUCCUCAAUCGGCAUCAGACGAGGACGUUAUUCGAUGGUAUAAGAAUAUGCUGACGGUCAGCAUCAUGGACCUGAUCAUGUUCGACGCUCAACGGCAAGGUCGGACAAGCUUUUACAUGGUUUCUGCCGGAGAGGAAGGUAUAGCUGUUGGCUCCGCAUCUGCUCUGAUCCCGGAAGACGUUUGUUUUCUGCAGUAUCGUGAACAAGGCGUGCUCAUACAACGUGGGUUCACGUUAAAAGAGAUGAUGAGCCAAUUGUUCGCCAAUAAAGAUGAUCAUGGCAAAGGUCGAAAUAUGCCCGUUCACUAUGGCAGCGGGAAACUCAAUGUGCACACGAUUUCAAGUCCAUUAGCUACACAAAUACCCCAAGCUUCUGGAGCAGCAUACGCCUUGAAAAUGCAACGACUGAUCAAUCCCAAUAUUCCACCAAGGAUUGUUGCCUGCUAUUUUGGUGAAGGUGCAGCAAGCGAGGGCGAUUUCCACGCGGCAUUAAACAUUGCAGCUACGAAAUCAUGUCCCAUCGUCUUUGUAUGCCGCAACAACGGCUUUGCAAUUUCAACCGCCAGUAUCGAGCAGUACAAGGGUGAUGGUAUUGCCAGUCGCGGCAUGGGAUAUGGCAUUGAUACUAUUCGAGUGGAUGGCAAUGACAUAUUUGCGGUAAGAGAAGUCAUGAUAGAGGCAAGAAAGCGCGCCCUUGAAGGCAAUUGCAAACCUAUACUUGUGGAGGCAAUGAGCUACCGUGUUAGUCAUCAUAGCACUAGCGACGACAGCUUUGCAUACAGGGCAAAGAGAGAGGUGGAAGAAUGGAAGAGGAGAGACAACCCGAUCACGCGGUUGAGGAAAUGGAUGGAGAAUAAGGGAAUCUGGGACGAGGACAAGGAGAGAGAAGCCAGAGCAUCAAUACGAAAGGAGGUUCUGAGGGAGUUUUCGGCUGCUGAAAAGGUCAAGAAGCCAGCGAUACGAGAAAUGUUCACCGACAUGUACGAGGAACUAACUCCAGAGGCUCGAAAUCAGAUGAAGCAGUUGAAGGAGAUCAUCGAGAAGUAUCCCAAAGAGUAUGAUGUGUCUGUACAUGAGGGAGGUGUAAAGACCUUGGAAUAACGAAGGAUGAGCCAUCUGAACCGAGUCUUCGAGAUCUUUCGAGUACAGUACUCUGUACUCCAUACCCUGGCCCAACGAUGAGACCGUUAUGUGUCAGGACUCGUAUGACGCCCGUAUCUGUCCACAUCAUGGCUGUGGAACAAAGGACAAGUGACACUGCGUCUUCUCCGAAGCACGAGAGAUACAAAGUCGAAUGGAAGGAAAACUGGUUCUUGAGACAUGGUUCUGGGUCGAUGAACAUGGACCUGUGUGGAAAUGUUCCAGAAAUGUGUGGAGGAUGGCAGGGGACGCCGAGCAAGAAGUAGCCGGAAAAUCAAAUUGCCGAUUGGCUGUAGCGCCUCAGCCACGGUGGCUUUGCGGGUUUAAGACAAUGCUAUCUUCAUUUAGUGCCGCACUAAAGUGCUUUAGCGGCAACCAGCCACCAUAAUACGAAUCCUGAGGGUCUUUCGCAAGG